This is a messenger RNA of Penicillium lagena, 2037 nucleotides long. RefSeq names its product putative C6 transcription factor. Gene Ontology annotation, molecular function: DNA binding; zinc ion binding. The coding region runs from base 1 to 2037 and encodes 678 amino acids. The transcript has 6 exons. Lineage: Eukaryota; Fungi; Ascomycota; Eurotiomycetes; Eurotiales; Aspergillaceae. The record is from RefSeq and is a predicted model, not a curated record. Gene Ontology annotation, cellular component: nucleus. Gene Ontology annotation, biological process: DNA-templated transcription.
AUGAGGCUUGUCUUAACUGCCGGCGAAAGAAAACUCGUUGUCCCGCAGAAAAACCGGCAUGUUCAAGUUGUGUACGCCUCAAUCAACCUUGCUAUUAUACGUCUACCGUCAGAGCAGGGCGGGGAAGAUAGACUUGCAUCCUUGGAAGAGAAAGUAAACGCCAUUCUCAAUGGUUCAAGGUCAAACCGUGGUGAACAUGCACACGAGGAUGUCUCGGAAUCUUCAUACUCGGCAAAUACUCACCCCUCCUGUAGUGAUCCCGGUUACACCCUUAAUGACAUGCUCUCUCUCGGAUUCGGUCUCGAUAGUUCAAAUCAACAGCCACCCCAUACGUCUAUUAGCAGAGGAUUGGAUCUCUACUUUGAAUAUUGCCACAGACAGCCCAUUUGGUGCUUUGACCGUGAGGAUGUUGAAGACACGAGUUAUCUUCCUGAGGAGCUUGCUUGUAGUAUUUUGGCUCUCACUUCGCGCUUCUCGCGAGAUCGUGACCGAUUACAACACUACGGUGAUAGUGCAAGAAGUCUGAUCAUGCUUCGUGUUGCAAAUGGGACAGUGGAACUUGGAACGAUUGAGAGCCUGUGUCUUCUCUCCUACUCUUCAUUUGUUGACGGUAACAUGCAGCUGGGUCGAUUUUACCUUGGUCUUUCAUUUCAGCUCUGUCGGUCCGCUAUGCUUGAUUUUGAAUCAGCUUAUACAGCCGAAGAUCCCAUGACAGAGCGGAAGAGAAGACUAUUCUGGAGCCUUCAAUCACUAGAGCAAACAUACGGUCAGCAAAAUGGAUUUCUCAGUGUCCCCACCGAUAUUCUGCGCCCAGUUUAUGUUUCAACAUGCAGUGAUGGGCUGCUUAAGGAACCGGGCUCAAAGCAUCCGCCCUUUCCCAACGAUGAAAUUGGGUGUUCAACAUCAAGCGACAUCGGAAUCUGGAAUCUGGCAGCUCACAUCAACUGGGUUUGGAGUCGGGUACGAGCAUAUAUUGCCGACUGUGCUCAGAAUCGACUCAAGGAACCUUGGCGACACGAUUCUAUGUACUCCAUGGUACUGUCUGACUUGACAGAAAUUGAGAAUAAGCUUUCGCUAUGUCAUCGAUACGAGUCUGUCAAAUUUUAUGAGCGCGAAACAAACGAACUUGAAAUUAUGAGGGAUUACUGGUCCCCUUGGCUGAAGCUACAGUUUACCUACCAUUCGAUCCUCACUGUAUUGAACCACCCCUUUCUUUACAUCGUCGCGUCGCAGCAUAACCCCAAUCUCGCCAUCCCCAAUGCGUUUUGGAGACGAUCUUCGGAACAGGUACUGUUACAUGCUACCUGGAUUGUUCGAAUGAUCGAUAUGGUUUCAGACAAAAAUUUCCGACUGAUUGACCCUUUCUUUGGACAUGCUGCCGCAAUUGCAGCGACAGUGCAUUUGUACUAUUGUUGUGCUGCGGAUCCAAGAUUGAAACAUAAAUCAAAAGCGGACUUUACCAAAUGUCGCAGAUUUUUGAAAAGCUUUGUGUCUUUUUCUCCUGCAUGUGCAGGCUUGGACCGUUCCCUCGACAAAAUGACACGCAUCGCCUCUGGCUCUGACAACCUUGAAUUUGACUGGGCGCCUGGCAAAAUACAUCUGAGUAUACCUUUGAUGUGGGAUGUACUUGAAGUCAAUCCUGCCCCGGACCCUCAAGAAAUGUCCACUAGCGGUCUACUACAUCCUUCCCUGGCACCGACAGCAUCUCGAGUGGACUUAGAGGAGAGCUCCAGUUCUACACUUGAAAUAAUUGUUGCAAUGUCACCAGAAGUGACAGUCAACACUGCUGAUGGCGGCCAGGCCGUGCAUAUACCACCACGCAUGCCCAAAGUGUCUUCCACCCCUGUUUCCCCAAGUACUAUGGGGCUUCGAGAUGUUUUGGUUGCACCUGCCGACAGCCUGAUGUCGAAUACCCCUUGGUUAUGGACCGAUCCUACUCAGUUUGAUGACCUUGAGAGCCUGGAAUACCAAGACUCGGAGUCUACUGUUCCAAACCUUGAAGGAUUUUCCACAUGGUGGGACUAUGGGAAUCUCUAA